AUGUCAGUCAGCCAAUUUGCAAAAGAUGCUGCUCUGGACUUUUCUGUAAAUUUCCCAGUUCAGGUGUUUAUUCACGAUGUCAAAGAAGUGAUGUUUCUAAACAGCAAAGCCCCAGUCUUAGACCCUGACAGCUCUCUAAGGUUGCUCUACAGUGUGAGAGAAACUGUGGUGGACAUUUCAGCAAGAGAACUCUCUACUGAACAGAGAGGGUGUGUGGUGGAGGGGGAGAGAAGUGUCCGAGGUUACCCAGUGUACAGUCGCAGCAGCUGUCAGACGGCUUGUCUAGCUCAACAUCAGCUGUCUGUGUGUGGCUGUCAUCAUCACCUGAUACCAACACCAGAUAACUCCAGGUAUUGUGACCUGAAAGGACUUCAAUGUAUAGAUGACGAUUUCAGGAAUAAAAACCAAACAAAAACAAGGAAAAGAUCAAACAUGUACAAGAAAUGUGAGUGUCUACAAUCCUGCGACCAGCAAGAAGUUAAAGUUAUAUGGGGCAGAUUGAAACGAAAUGAAUCUGAUGCCACCAUCCAUAUUCAACUAGCUGCCCCACCAACAGAGCGUUUGGUUCUGAAAUCUAGAGUUAACUUCUUAGACAUUCUGGUUGGGUUUGCUUGUUUCACGCGCCUGUUCACUAGCAUCAGUUUACUUGAUGUCAUCUUGCUUCUGUUCACAUGGAUGUAUCCUAGAAAAGUGUGUGUGUCUUACAGGGAAUGUUUCAAACACAGCAUGGAGUGAGAUGAAGCAAGGACAAAGAGGAGUGAGCAUUGUGUAGUGGUUGCUAUAUACACACAGGAAUUUUGCUACCAACUUUUUAUAUCAAGUAAAACAAAAUGUAACAUUUCUUAUUUAUCCUUCCUGAAAUUUGUAAAGCUUGUAUAUCUUGCCCCAAUACACCCCUGAUGAUAUGGUUAACUUCCAUUUAUAAGAAAUAA
Macrosteles quadrilineatus (aster leafhopper) is the source of this 932-nucleotide messenger RNA. Its product is annotated as pickpocket protein 11-like. The transcript has 8 exons. Gene Ontology annotation, molecular function: ligand-gated sodium channel activity. Gene Ontology annotation, cellular component: membrane. The coding region runs from base 1 to 735 and encodes 244 amino acids. Gene Ontology annotation, biological process: sodium ion transmembrane transport. The record is from RefSeq and is a predicted model, not a curated record. NCBI's taxonomy places the organism in Eukaryota, Metazoa, Arthropoda, Insecta, Hemiptera, Cicadellidae.